UAGUCACUUUGACGCUGUAGGGCAACAGACUGAGAUGGAUAAAAACGUACAAGGGGGGAAAGCAUUUGGAUUGCUUAAAUCCCAACAAGAGGAAAAACUGAUUGCCAUCAAUGAGGCAUAUCUUACAGAUUCUAAAUAUGCUGAUGAAGAGGAUCUGGAGUCCAAACUGAACUCUUUCAAAGAGAAGUACAUGGAGUUUGACCUUAAUGACCAAGGAGAGAUAGAUAUGAUGGGGCUGAAACGUAUGUUGGAAAAGCUUGGUGUGGCAAAGACUCAUCUGGAGCUGAAGAAGAUAAUGACAGAGGUGGUGGGAGGGAAUGCAGAGACCAUUGGUUACACAGACUUCCUCAACAUGAUGCUGGGCAAAAGGAACGCUAUACUAAGACUGAUUUUGAUGUAUGAGGAGAAAGCAAGAGGAGACCAACAGCCAAAACCAAGUGGCCCUCCUCCUCGCAAGACCUUUGCUGACCUGCCCUGA
Molecule: messenger RNA, 478 nt
Organism: Chanos chanos (milkfish)
Lineage: Eukaryota; Metazoa; Chordata; Actinopteri; Gonorynchiformes; Chanidae
Product: allograft inflammatory factor 1-like
Exons: 6
Coding region: 35-478 (147 amino acids)
Biological process (GO): ruffle assembly; actin filament bundle assembly
Cellular component (GO): ruffle membrane; actin filament
Molecular function (GO): actin filament binding; calcium ion binding
Source: RefSeq, a predicted model, not a curated record